This is a messenger RNA of Lactuca saligna, 1698 nucleotides long. Lineage: Eukaryota; Viridiplantae; Streptophyta; Magnoliopsida; Asterales; Asteraceae. The record is from the annotation of a GenBank genome assembly.
CACUUUCAAUCCUUAACACACUUGAUGCAAAUAUGACAAACCCUACUCAUCAUUUAGUUAAAAAAACAACAAAUCUUUUCCAAAUUCCAUGCAGGCGUUCAGACUCUAGUUGCACACGUAAAAACUUAUCGUCUUCGUUUUUUCAAGCCAUCGACUUUCCAAACCCGUUCUGGGUUCAACUUAUAUAUUUUGUCACACUUUCUUUAGUGGGGUUUGUGGCUUUGAAAACCCUAGAGUUCAAAACCUCUUCGUUUACACCUAAAAACAUCGACUUGUUCUUCACAGCCGUUUCUGCAGCAACAGUUUCAAGUAUGUCAACACUUGACAUGGAAAUAUUUUCAAACAGCCAACUCAUUGUUUUGAUGUUUCUCAUGUUCAUGGGAGGCGAAGUUUUCGUUUCUAUGCUUGGCCUACAGUUUCGAAUGUUCAAACAUAAAAUUGUCAAUGCUGGUUCUAAUUCAAAUUCUCGUCCCACCUUCAAUUCCCUUGAGGGCAGUAUUGAGUUGGGUGUAAUCUCAAAUGAUUUAAAACCAUUUUCAAGUGAAUCUCUUGAUCAAAAGUUUUUGAUGUACGAAGCAAAUAGAAGCGUGGGCUAUGUGGUCUUGUGCUACAUCCUUGUUAUCCACUUCAUAGGUUUUAUCAUGGUUUACAUUAAUUUAACAUUCAAUACUGGUACUAAAAUACUACUCAUAAACAAAGGGUUAAAUAGGCACACUUUUAGCCUUUUCGUCACUGUCUCAACAUUUUCAAAUUGUGGUUUCGUUCCCACAAAUGAAAACAUGAUGGUUUUUAAGAAAAACUCUGGCUUGCUCUUGAUCCUAAUCCCUCAGAUUCUUCUUGGAAGCACUUUAUAUCCAGUGGUGCUUCGGGUAAUAAUAUCCGUUCUCCAUAAGAUUACAAAGAGGGUAGAAUUGAGUUAUAUGUUGAAGUACCCCUUGGAGUUUAGUUAUGGCCAAAUGUUACCAUGGGUGCAAUCGUUUUACUUAGCCGUGACCGUUUUUGGGUUGAUUUUAGUUCAGUUUGUGGCCUUUUGUUUUAUGGAGUGGCAUAAUACGGAGGUCAUGUUUGGGCUUACUGAUUAUGAGAAGCUGGUUGCAUCUUUUUUCCAGGUUGUGAAUACCAGAUAUGCUGGUGAGGCUGUUUAUGACCUUUCAAAGAUUUCGCCGGCAAUCUUGGUGGGCUUUGUACUUAUGAUGUACCUUCCUCCAUUGACCACAUAUCUUCCGGUCAAAGAUGAUGAAAAGAACCAAAUAAGAGACCAAAACAAGAGUGUUGUGGACUAUCUUCUAUUUGGGAAACUUACUUAUUUGACCAUAUUUACAAUUUUGGUUUGUUUGUUUGAGCGUAAAAAGAUGGGCACCGACCCCUUAAACUUCAAUGUACUUAACAUCGUUUUUGAGCUGGUUAGUGCAUAUGGAAAUGUUGGAUUAUCAAUGUGCUACAGUUGUCAACGACAAAUUAAACGAGAGGGAAAUUGCAGAGAAGAAUGGUAUGGAUUUGUAGGAAGCUGGACCAACAAUGGGAAAUAUUUGCUUAUGUUGGUGAUGGUUUUUGGAAGACUAAAGAAUUUCAAUAAGAAUGGUGGUCGCUUUUGGAAUGUAUUGUAAUAUAUCUAUAUAAUUAAGUGUUGAAGUAUGAAAUAUUCUAUGGUGAUGACUAAUAGCUACGUUAUAAUAUUUCUUUCAUAGUUUGUAGUGG